Xyrichtys novacula (pearly razorfish) is the source of this 7724-nucleotide messenger RNA. Lineage: Eukaryota; Metazoa; Chordata; Actinopteri; Labriformes; Labridae. The record is from the annotation of a GenBank genome assembly.
UUUUUUUUAAAAACGCAUAAAGAAAAUAUCAAAAAAUCUGAAAAUGUGAAGAAAUAAGAAAAUAAAUACAAGCCUCACAUUAUUUAUGUGUCCGGAGUUCAGUUAGUAUUUUUAGGAAAUGUUUGUGCACCACCUUCAAGCUCAUCACAUUAUCAUUUCUAAAACUGAAAUACAUAACGUGUCAGAGGAAAAUAAGACACAAUUACAGGUAUAACAUAUAAUUCAAAAUCAACAUCCUCUCGAGGAAAAUAACAUAAAAAAGUGAAAUCCAGCAAACACUGAUUUCACAAUUUCAUCAAAUAUACCUUUAAAAAACUGUGCCCAAACGUCACACUAUUCAAUAAAAAACAGACUAAGCAACAUAAAAUUUUUCAAAAAAACAUCUAUCAAAAAAUGUAGAAACAAAACAAGUUUUAAAAAAGCUGCAGGAUUUAAAACAAAGAUAAUCUAACAGAUGAUGUCAGUAAAAAAUAGUCUUUCAGAAACACCAAAACAACGAGUGAUGAGAUUCAAACAGGAACAAAAAUGUGUAAAUAUUAAAAUAAGGGGAAUAAAUGUGAUGAUCAGAGAGGAACGUUUUAAACUGGAAAUAAGCGUCUGUCCUUAAAGUCGCCACUUUGUCCUCUGCAGCAGCAGCAGCAGGAUGGUCGUGGUGCCUUCAGGCGUCGAGUCAAACCUCCAGAGUCUCUGCUUUUAAUGGACCUCUGCCGUGUUUCACACCAGUGAACAGACGCAGCUGGAAAAAAUACAAACUGCUCGGCAUGUGGGAGGAGGACUGAAGCAGAAACACAACAUGAGUUAUUACAUAUGUGAUUUAAAGGUGCAAACCGCCUUUUUAAUAUAUCUGAGCCCUAAAACACAUCUCUAAACCUCCUGCAGCUGUAAAAUAAAACAUCUUCAAACAACAUCAGAUGAUUGUUUCCGUUAUUUUAAAGGACAUGCAGCUUCCGAAAUAUCAGCUCUGUUUUGUCUUUACCCUUGAGGGCGCAUUUGAAAGCAUCACAUCAGCAUUUUUAUUACUAUUAUUUGGCGAAUUACAGAAAAUGAUUUAAAAUGCAAACCACAGAGAAGCAGUCCAUUACUGGAAAGUGUAAUCUCUGUUGCAUUAACAAGGGACCUCUGUUCAUCAGUAAAUGAUCUCAGAAUAACUUCAUUUCUAUGACACUGAACAUGCUCUCCUGCAGACUUCUUCAUGUGUAACAGAGGUGUCCUGUCCCUGUGUUGGAGUGACUGAGAGCUCUGAAGCGCCUCCUUCCUCUUUGCCAUUUUUAACGCGACAUAUUGGAAUUUAAACACUCUUUUCAAUGCAUGUCAUUCAGCCGUUUCGAAAAUGAACUUGUUUUUAGAUGCUGAUGAUUAUUCAAUUCAGCAAUCAUUUAAAACAACUGUCUCCCUUUUUAGGAGGUUUUAAACAUCUGUAGGAUGAAUUAAUUAACCCACAGUUGCUUUCUUAAAUGAACCUGAUAAAAAUCAGAUAAUAAACCGAUAUCAAACGACUCUGUUAUUAUGUUAAAUGCCUGAAAACCAAUUAUUUCCUUAUCUAAACAUACAUUUUCCAACCUGGGGCAUGGGGCCCCUUAAAUGGACCCAAGAUUACGCAGAAAAAGUCCGAUGAUCAGAGAGAUGGAUCCUCUGGUUUCAUUCAAUUCAGCCGUUUUUCCUUGUUUGAAAUAAACGCUUUAAUAUCCCUUCACACAAUUAGACUGGAUCCAUCUGAAAUCAAACAGCAUGAUUAUUUUCAUACCCUGUGUUGCGUCUUUGUGAGAUAACCAUGUUUUAUGUCGCUGCAGCACUGAACCUCCAUUAAAAUUCUGCCCGUUUUAAAGCUGCAGUAUCUCCUGACUCUGCGUGCAUCAUGACCUCAUCAGCCAGCGUCUCUGGUGGGAAACAAACUCGCCUUGACUUUGUCCUUAUUUGUAGUGAGUUUUUCUCCCAACAUAACAACAGUCAUUAAGCGUGUUGAUGUUUGAAUUGACGCUCUCUGGGGACUAAAGAUGUUGUAUUUUCCCACAGGGAGGAAAUGUGUGUUUAUGAGGUUUAGUUUGGUGGAAGCUGCUCGUGUCUGUGCAGGUCUGAGGCUGAUAAGACCCAGACUGGAGGAUUAUGGUAAUAACAGGCUGACUCCCUGACUGACUGCAGGGUCCCAUCACAAGCGUGCGGUAGGGAAGGGUAAUGGUGGGCGGGCUGCGGACCUUAUCAGUGUGUUGCAGUGGGUGAUUCUUCACACAGUCACAUGACGAGCGACACCUUGAUUCUCACUGCGGCUGGACAAAGAACAGCUCAGCGGUUUUAUCACCAAAAACAGCCCCAAAGUGGCGACUUGAUGGUGCAUGUCGAUUGUUUUAAAAGCAGGCGUCCCCCCGCGGUCAUCGGUUUUGAGAGGCAGAUAUCAUCAGUAAUAAGCUGUAAUGACUUUUACCUUCAUGCUCCAUUAUGCUUUAGAGGUUUCCCGCAAUUUUCAGGAGCUCGUCAAACUCUCAAAUCUCUCAAAAAAAGAGAAACCUCUCAAAGAAAUCAAUCAAAGGCGUCGUUUUCUUUGGUUUGGCGUCAAAGAGGACAAUUUCUGCGGCGUUGGCUGUGUCGUACCCCACCAUCAACUCAUCAGAUAAGAACGCCGCUCUGCGGCUCCUUCAGCAGAGCGGUGACCUUCAGAAAACAAAAAACCUGUCUCCUGAAGUGGUCACUUUUCUGUCCACGAAGGUUUUUUCCAUUCACGUUGAGUCCAAAAUAAAGCAAAGGAUGCGUGGUGCUUCUUUUUCAGGAUGAGAAUGGGAUGAAACUGUAUGUACGGUUGCCAAGGAGACCGCAGGCGGAGGGGUAGUUAGAGGCUGUUAACCCACACACCCUGUGUUUUUAUUCACACAGCUCUCCUGCUUCGUCCUCAGGAAUCACUUCAGGAGACGCUCAGCUCAGGUAAGAAUCCAGGUCUCUGUCAGAUUUGCAGUAAAGGUGUUUUUUGUUUGUUUUUUUUUAACUUUCAGGAUGUUAGUGUUGAAUAAAAAAGAAGACAUGACUUCACUCUGUCAGAGCGCUGAGUUUUUCUCUCUCUGCUGCUUUUUCCUGCAGUCAGGAGGAGGAGAACCCAGGGGACGCUGCAGCUUUAAAUGGACAUAAUUGAGUGUCAAUGAUCACCACAUCAGCUGCGGAGUAACUAAUGCAGGCGGUCCCACACGCUCGCCCCCUGAAAGAGAGACCACCAAACUGAGGGAAAACGCCGUCCCAUCAGCAGGCUCAGCUGUGCGCCCGUCACGCUCCCACGCUCACUUCACUUCUCAUUUCUCCUCUGGUUGCAGCCCACUGGAGCUUUCGCUGAGGAAUUAUCUGCUGUCAGGACCUGUUCGGGACGCAAACAGGGACUCAAGCCGGACCGAGGGGGGCUGAGCCAUGCUGUCUGCCGCCAUUCAGAUCCUGGCGUUCGCCCUGGCUCUCCUGGGCGUCCUCGGCGCCACCGUGGCCACCCUGCUGCCCAACUGGAAAGUGAGCAUGAACGCCUGGUCCAGCGUCAUGACCCCCAUCUCGCAGAUGCAGGGUCUGUGGAUGGACUGCGUGUGGUACAGCUCCGGCGUCUUCAGCUGCACCAUGAAGAACUCGAUGCUGUCGCUGCCGGCGUAUCUGCAGACCACUCGGGCCGCCAUGGUCCUGUCCUGCAUGGUGGCGGCGUUUGGACUCUGUCUCGCCUCUCUGGGACUUAAAUGCACUCGAUGGGGGGGGAGCCAUCGAGCGAAGGGGCACACCGCCAUCGCCGCAGGGGGGUGCUUCAUCCUGGCCAGCCUCCUGUGCCUGGUACCGGCGUCCUGGUUCACCAACGAAGUCAUCACGGUGUUCCUGACCACCGACCUGCCAGACAGCAGUAAAUAUCAGCCUGGAGGAGCGCUUUGCGUGACGUUUAUCUCAGCUGGUUUCCUCCUGGCUGGGGGUGUCAUUUUUUGUAUGUCGUGUCCUGGAAAAAGAACGAGACGACCGGACUACCCUUACUCCCCCGACCCUGACAGACAGGUAAUGUGCGGAGAUGAUUGUCGGAGGCGGGAGCUGCAGACAGAGCACGUGCUGCCGAAAAACAAAUCAGUUAAGCUUCAGACGGACAAAGUGAAGGAGGAGAAACCUCUUCAAGAGAAACCAGAGCAGAAGGUCUACUCGUCGCCCUCAAAACUCCCUCCGAAAGACCUCAAGGACAGCUACAGCCUCCAGGAGUACGUGUAGCCCUCACAGCCGAGUGGAAAUGUGGAGUUUUCAGCUGAGGCUUUCUGACUCGUAGGAAGGGGGGAGGCGGACGGGGGGGGAGGUGUGUUUGAGUGGGAAUAAUUACCAAAUGUUGGAUUCAGCUGAAUGACUCAGAAAGGAGACAGAAAACAGGGAACAGGAGGCGUUCACAGGCACCGAACACUGUAAAUCUUUGAGAAACUGACGCAGCUUUCUCACACCAAAGAGCUGAACCUGCUGAUUGUAAUAAAAAAAAAAAGAAAUAGGUCUCUGUCUGAGAUUGAAAGCCAUCAUUUUCCAGCUGCAGAUGUUGUCUGCCGACUGAGAUUAUAUAGUGCUGAUGCAGGGCCCAAAGCUUUCUGCAACUCUGAGCAGGAUUUCACCAACUGGGCCAGAAACAGAUACUUAGUCAAAGACAGAGGGAAAUGAACAAACAGUGAUUUUUGAAAACUAAAAUAUUGACCAAAAAUAGCUAAAAUGUCACAUCUUCAAACUCAAUGUUGCUUUAUUUGAGAUGACCUCUAAAGAGUUUUAAAGUUUUGCUAAACACCAACUUAUCAAACCGUAAUGAUAUAGUAUUAGUGCAUUAAGUCCUACAGUUUUAACAUAACUUGUGUUGUUAUGAUCAGGCCUGUUAGCAUUAACACCUUUACAACAAUGAAAUUCAGGUCAAAGACAAACUCAUCAACUUUUUUUGAUCCCUUUCUGCUAAUUAAUUGGACUUUGCUGCUCCUGCGAUGAAAAGUAACACCACUGUGCUUUUGAAUGGUACAAUCAGACUGAUGUCAUUGGGCAACUCAACACUGGCAGAGCAAUGUAAAGUACCAUGCAAUUUUAAGGGACGCACACAGGACGUGUUUGGGAGGGCAAGAGCAAUGAAAUCAGAACUCCUGAAAAGUGCAAACGUUGUCACAUUAACACGGAGUCCCUGGAUCAGCGAGUAAUCAAAUUUAUCUCAAAAUAACUGCUCACUAUUUCGGCUCUGAUCUGACAUUUAUUUCUUUGGCCUCUAGGUAAUAAAAAUAAACCCAGUGUUUGACAGAGUCAGCACUUUUAAAGUCAUGAUUUCAGACCACAGCAGUGUAGCUGCACAGCAUUUAUUCAACUAAUAAAUAUAAAAGUCAAAAAGACUUAAAAUGUUUUAAAAGGCAAAAAAGUGGAACCUUUUUUACAAGCGAAAAAUUGCAAUUUAAAAAAAUUUAUAAUUUGACAGCAGUAUAAAUGUCAAUAUUGGUCCAUAACAGAACUUUAAAAUUUUUUUGUUUUUUUUAAAUAGAGACACUGGUAAGAUUUAUUUUGCUUUGAUAAAGAAAAGAAAAAAAAAAUUCAAAACACUGGAAUUUUUUUACAUGUGAUUAAUCACAAUAAAGUGAAAUUAUUAACCACGAUUUUAUCAUUUAAUUGGCUGAUAGCAUUAUUUCAAAAGAUAAAAAUGAGCUGUUAUUGACAAACUCCUGCUUACGCAGUUCCCGUUAAAACCUUUAAAAGUUUGUUUGGGUAAGAGUAAAAAAAGUUCUCAUUUAUUUUUGUUAAUCUGAGCUUUCAAAACUUGUGACACAGAUCGAUUUUUCAAGUUCUGUAGUGCAGCAGUGUUACAGAAUGGUAGUACUUCCUGAGUAGGUAUAAAUUUACAAAAAGUGCCAAAAUGUUUGAGCAGGAAGUCACUGAAAAUUUUGUACAGACUUCCUCAGAACAACUUUCUCUACGUGUUUCUCCGCUUCUUAUGGUGGUGCCCUUUUUACUCUCUGCUUCGGGCCGGCUCUGCAUUCUGAAGUGAUUUCUAAAAAGUCUGUCUUUGAGCUUACCGUUGUUGCUUUAGAUGCUGCUUACUUACAGCUCACAUUUGGUGAAAACAGUGUGGCAGUAGCAAUAAAAACAAGAUAGAGUUUUAGAUUCAUGUUGAAUUUGAAGGUUAAAAAAAAGUCCAGAUCCAAGGUGAUAAAAUAACGGCAGCCGCUCCAUCUUUUCCUGGUGGUUAGGGGGGGAGGCGAGAGGUGCAGAGCGGCAUGGAGAGAGGUAAUGAUGCUCUUUGCUUUCCCAUUAUCCUCUCACCACGGUUGGAUGCACACUGCACACACUCACUCCCCUCCACCCAGCCUCCUUCAGCUGUAUGAAAGGGCAUCCAGUCAUUUUCAGGAUGUAAAUCUAAGGCCUGAUGGAGACUGGAGCGUCCACGCUAUAUUUGGUGGGUGGCUGUCCUCUAACCUAAGGUGGGCUGUCAGUCAAACCUGCCAACACUUCCUGAGGAUAAAAAAGGAAGAAAAAAAAAAACGCUGAGCUGAACGCCCACACUGCCUCUCAGGAAAGCUUCAAACCUACACCAAAAAAAAAAAAAAAACAAUUUAGAAGAGAAAAUAGAUUUGAUUCGUCAGCACUGCAGCAACAUUUCACUGUCGAACCUGACAGUGAUGCUCUAAUGGAGGGAACAGGAUUCAUUCUGCACAAGCAAGAAAACAAAUCCAAGCAUGGCACAAGAACAAAUACAUCACCAGGAAAAUGGACUCAUCCUGCACCUCAGCGCUCCUGCUUUUCAUAGCUUUGUAAUCAAACCUCACUCACAUUGUGAUUCUGUGUUAUACUGUUGUAUUUUUCUAAUAAAUUAACACAGAAGAAGAACAGGGCCACUUAAAAAACAGAACCAGAGGAGAAAAGUAAUACCCUAAAAUUAAGAUCUCAAAUUUGUGAGAAAAAGGCCUAAAUUUACAGGGGGGGAAUAUCAGAAAAAACUCUCAGUGAGAGCAAAAAACACCAAAAUUGUGAGAAAAGAACAAAGAUCUGUGGAAGAAAAAGGGUACAUUUGUAAGUUCAAAAGGCUGGAUCUUGGUAAGAAAAAAAGGCCUUUUGAAAAAAAAAAGCAUGUUUAGGAAAUAAACUCAUGUUGAGUUAAAACUGGCACAUUUAUGAGAAACGGUAAUUUGAAGAAAGAAAAAUAAAAACUGGAAAUUUGAAGCACAAAGUGGCUAAUGUGAGGGAACAAUAACCAAAUAUGUACAAGAAAAAGCAGUAAAUUGAAGAGUUCAAAACAUCACAAAUACGUGGGGAAAAAUGAGCAUAUUCAAAGAAAAAGUAAGACAUUACAAAGAAGAAAAAGUAGCUAUAUAAGAGAAAUGAACAAUUAGUGAGAAGAAAAUAAUAAAUUCAUGGGGAAAAGUGUCAAAGAAAUAAAUUACAAAUUUGUGAGAAAAAAAAACAGUGAUUUUUGAAAAUACAGUCCCAAGAUGGUUUUUAUUUUUCAUACAUUUGUCACUUGCCUUUUGUUUGUCUCAAAAAUGUGAUUUUGACCUUAGAAGAUUACUUUUCUUCUCCACAUCCAUUUUUUUCUUUUUUCAGUCUUUGUUUGCCAAUAGUCUUCUCUCAGAUUUAUAACUCUAUUAUUUUGAUGAAGUUUUGACCUCUAGUGUAAAACUCAAGCAGCCAAAGCUGAAAACUGCAGCUUCUCCAUUCAUCCACAUGAGGUGUUUUUAAAAGCCCAGGAAACUCAUUAUUACAGCAAUAAUAAACAUUCACAGGCUUAUUCAAAUACA